GAGGUCUCACAGUCUGCAGAGGCUGAUCAUUGAGCCUCAAACAGUUUGUGUAUGCACGUGGAUUUUGCUGGCCAUUUUGUUUUGUGUUGAGAGUACUUUUCUCUGGAUCCAUGAAGCCCCCAGUUCUUCUUCUCUGUGUUCUGCUCUUCUGUCAGAGCUGGGCUUUUGAGUUUGUCAUCGAUGGGGAGUGGGAAAGUGAAACAUCAGGUCCUUUGGAUCAGUAUGACCAGUCUGGAAGAUACAGGAGGAACAUUUUGACCAGUGACGAGGAAGAGGAUUUUGAGGCGAUUCAGGGGAAUGACAUCACUGUUAAGAGCUAUAAGGUGGAGAGUAGGAUCACGUCCCGGUUCGCUCACACCACAGUCAAGAGCUCUGUGGUUAACUCGGGCCCCAAUGCCCAGAGCAUCAGCUUCAACGUGCAGAUCCCCAAACGGGCCUUCAUUAACAACUUCACCAUGAAUGUAAAUGGAAUCACAUUCGUUGGUUCGGUGAAGGAAAAGACAGCGGCGAGGAAACUUUACGCUCAAGCAAGAGCCCGUGGGAAAGCUGCUGGUAUUGUCAGAACUAACUCUCAAGAAAUGGAGACCUUUAAGACAGAGGUGCAUGUUCUUCCUGGCAGCAAGGUGGAGUUUGAGCUACACUAUCAGGAAAUGUUGCAGAGGAAGUUGGGCAUCUACCAGCACACUUUACAUAUCCAACCUGGACGCCUGGUUCCACUGCUACAAGUUGACGUGUAUAUAUUUGAGCCCAAAGGCAUUAAGUUUGUAACAGCCCCUAACACUCUGGGAGAGCAAUUUUCCUAUUUAACCAAAGUCACACACACAAAAGACAAAGCCCAUGUGGUGUUCAAACCAACCCUAAUGCAGCAGCGCAAGUGUGAAAACUGCACAGAAAGUGCUGUGGAUGGCAUCUUCACUGUAAAAUAUGAUGUGGAGAGAGAGAGCAAUGCUGGAGAACUACAGGUGUCCGACGGUCAUUUUGUUCACUUCUUUGCUCCGUCUGAUCUCUCACCUCUCUCCAAAAACAUCGUCUUUGUCAUUGAUGUGAGCGGCAGUAUGUGGGGACUGAAGAUGAAACAGACAGUUGAGGCAAUGAAGGCUAUUCUGGAUGACCUAUCAAUGGAUGACUACUUCAGCAUCAUAGACUUUAACCACAACGUCCGCUGUUGGAGAGAUGAUCUGGUCCAAGCUUCCUCCAUCCAGGUGGAUGAAGCCAAGAAGUACAUCAAGAGCAUAAAACCCAAUGGAGGCACCAACAUCAAUGAGGCUUUACUUAGAGCUGUGCAGAUGCUGGUGAGAGCAUCCAAUCAGGGAGUGAUCGACCCACGCUCUGUGUCUAUGAUCAUCCUGGUGUCUGAUGGAGACCCAACAGUGGGAGAAAUAAAGUUAAGCACUAUUCAGAAGAAUGUGAAGCGUGUGAUGAGGGAGGAGUUUUCUCUCUUUUCUCUUGGUAUUGGCUUUGAUGUGGACUUCGACUUCUUGGAGCGAAUUGCCAUGGACAAUAGGGGCAUGGCCCAGAGGAUCUAUGCCAAUCAUGAUGCCUCAGAGCAAUUAAAGACAUUCUACAGUCAGGUCUCUGCUCCUCUCCUGAGGACGAUCACUAUCAACUUCCCAGAGAGUGCUGUGAGUGAUGUGACCCAGAACCAUUUUGAUAAAUUCUUUAGUGGUUCUGAGCUGACAGUUGCUGGAAAACUCCAUCCGACAGAUCUCACCACACUGCAGAGCUUCACCACCGCCUCUGCUACUAACAUGGACCUGAACAUUCAGACAGAGGCAGAUGUUCAGGAGUUGGACUCUGUGCUCAGCACACAGCAGCAUUCAUUCACUGGCUUUGCCCGGCAGAUGUGGGCCUACAUGACUGUCAAUCAACUACUAGCCGAACGCUCUCUAGCUCCUACUGCAAAUAAGAAGCGUAAGAUUACCCAGCAGAUCAUAGCUCUGGCUGAGGAGCAUCAGUUUGUGACCCCUUUUACGGCCAUGCUUGUGGAAAGUCAGGACCAGGAGAAUACAGAGAGACUGAUCGCCGACUCACCCAUAGACCCCAAACAUGGCUGCUGCUCGGCCACCACACCAUCAUCAGGAUCAGUGUCAGUGCAGCAGGUAGUCUAUCAAAAUCCUCCAUGGGUUCUGCCUACACCUGCUCCUACACUCGGAGAAGCAACUGGAGCACAUCAAAGUAUCUUUCCUGUUCGCAUCAACCUCGUUGACAAUGACCCUCACUUCAUCAUCCACCUGCCUAAAACCAACAUGGACAUCUGCUUUAAUAUUGACUCCAAACCUGGACACAUCCUCAACCUGAUUUCUGACCCUGGAAUGAUCACAAUCAAUGGUCAGUUGGUGGGGUCUAAGAAGAUGAAAAACAACAAAAUAUAUACAUAUUUUGGCACCAUCUCCAUAUACUCUAAAACAGACGAUGUGCAAGUCAUAGUAGGAACCAACAGAAUUGACCUGAUGGAGGGCAAGAACAAUCACUCCUUCUCUUGGGGAGCAACAGCUGAGCUGAUGCUCAACAGGAUCAAGGUUGCCAUAGUGAAGGAGCAACAUGUUAACGUGACGAUUGAUGGGGGUAUUUCAGCGAUGGUGCUAUUGCAUCGUGUUUGGAAGAAGCAUCCUGUACAGGUGGACUUCCUGGGCAUUUACAUGCCAAACAACAACAAAUACUCCCCAAAGGUUCAUGGUCUCAUCGGUCAGUUUGCAAAUGAGCCAAAGGUGAAGGUGUAUGCGGUGCAUGAAGGUACAGACCCAACAAAGAAAGAAGCCAUAAUGGAGGUGAAAGGCAACAAAAUGGCUGUCACUAGGGGUUGGCAGAAGGACUACAGAGGUGACAAGAAAAGAGGUUCAGAUGUCUACUGCUGGUUUGUUCAUAACAGUGGGAAAGGCUUCAUUGAUGGCAGUUACUCUAGCUAUAUCCUCCCUCAGCUGGACAGCUUCCUCCCCUCUCUCUGAGUGUCUGUGUGUUCAAAUGGUUGAGAAAGAGGCUGAUUGGUAGAAAACUGUCAUUUUAUACAAGAAAUCACAAUUACAACAAACCAUUUUAUGAAACUUGCCACAUGGCAAUUAAAAAAAGGCUUCUUUUUUAAUAUUAGAAGAAAUAUAUAACAUGGGGGAAAUGGUUCUGUACAUCAAUUCAACUGAAACAUUCAAAAUCUGCCAAUUAAACUUGAGAAUAUCAUAAUCUAUUGUGACACUUCUGACACUGCCAUUUACAGAGAAUUUCGCAGAUCACUUAACAGUUUAAAUCUAUGAAUAUUUUAAUUUAUAUUCAACCAUUUACAAUGGCAUCCAAAGAAUACAAUGGACAAAAAUCCCAAUAAAAGCAAGAUCAAUUGGUUCCAUUAUGUCAAUUA
Molecule: messenger RNA, 3346 nt
Organism: Myxocyprinus asiaticus (Chinese sucker)
Lineage: Eukaryota; Metazoa; Chordata; Actinopteri; Cypriniformes; Catostomidae
Product: inter-alpha-trypsin inhibitor heavy chain H2-like
Exons: 20
Coding region: 111-2945 (944 amino acids)
Biological process (GO): hyaluronan metabolic process
Molecular function (GO): serine-type endopeptidase inhibitor activity
Source: RefSeq, a predicted model, not a curated record